AUGCUGAAUCACCUGUGCCUGCUGGUGCUCGUGAGUUUGGGGACACACGCCACGGACAUCUUCCCAGAAGGAGCCAGCGCCCCAGGAGACAUCCUUAUUGGGGGGCUCUUCCCCAUCCACGCCGGGGCCCGGCGCCCAGCCGUAUAUCAGCCAGGGCUCAGCCAGCCUCAGUCCCCAGUCUGUGUGCAGUUAAAUAAGGGUGGCCUCACCCAAGCCUUGGCCAUGAUCCAGGCCGUGGAGGAGGCCAACCGCUUGCCACAGCUCACCCGGCUGGGUAUCACCCUGGGUUACCGCAUCCAUGACUCCUGCUCCGACGUCAGCACGGCCCUGCGGGCGUCCAUGAAUUUCACGCAGGACUCAGGCUCCAGUGGUGACGGCGGCGGCGGUGAUUGCCGCCGAGCCAGUGGCAACAGUUCUGAGCGUGCCCAGCCUGUGAUGGCAGUGCUGGGGGCGUCCUACUCUGAGCUCUCCAUCGCUCUGGCACGACUGCUCACUCUGGAGCUCAUCCCACAGAUCAGCUACUCGUCCACCGCCACCAUCCUGAGUGACAAAGUUCGCUUUCCCGCCUUCUUGAGGACCGUGCCCAACGACGUGUACCAGACACGUGCCAUGGUGAAGUUACUAAGCGACAACAACUGGAACUGGGUGGGCGUGAUUACCACGGACGGCGACUACGGCCGCUCAGCGCUGGACAGUUUCGCCACGGAGGCGGCGAAGAAUGGUAUCUGCCUGGCCUUCAAGGAGGUCCUGCCCGAUUCGGUGACCAACCCCAAAGUGAACAGCUCCAUCAUCCAGGUGGUCCAAACCAUCCGGAGCAACGGGCGGGCAAAGGUGAUCGUGUCCUUCUCCAAGCCGUCGUACAUGCGGCAGGUGUUCGAGCAGCUGCAGGACGGCCCUGCCCAGGACAGGGUGUGGAUCGCCAGCGACAGCUGGUCCACCUCCGGCAACGAGCUGGCGCACAUCGAUUUCGCCUUCAUCGGGAAGGUCGUGGGGUUCACCUUCAAGAGCGGCAACAUGUCGCCCUUCCAUCGGUACCUCAGGGAGCUGAACGCCAGCAGAGAGAAGCACUCGAGCAAUGACACAAACAUACCCUUUCUGAGGGAGUUCUACCAUUUGGUGGACAGUGCCAAGGCGGAAGCCAUCCUGUUGAACAACACAUACUCAGAUGCAGUCUUCAGCAUCCAGAUGGGCAUCUGUGCAAUCUCACAGGCAGUAGCAGACCUCUGUUCUAAAAUAGAUUGCAAGACUCCUGGAGCAGUCAAACCGUGGCAGCUCCUUGAUGCCCUGAAGAGAACGGAGUUUGUGAAGGAAGGAAAGUCCUACAAAUUUGAUGAACAUGGAGAUGUGAACCUGGGUUAUGACAUCUGCAUCUGGAACAUCAGAAGAGGAGCCAUAAAAUCCACCAACGUGGUGGCCGAGUAUCACCUUCACAACAACUCCAUUACUCCGACCAGUCAGCUCGGUCCCUUAAAGGACGUGGUGUCCAAAUGCUCCAACAGCUGUGAGGCAGGAGAGGUGAAGAAGACUGUGGAGGGCCAGCACACCUGCUGCUAUGAGUGUAUCAACUGCCCAGAGAACCAUUACUCCAAUGACACAGAUGUGGACCAGUGCCUGAGCUGUAACACUGCCAUUGAGUGGGCGCCAGAAAGAAGCUCAGCCUGCCAACCCAAGACCCUGGAGCUGUUUGACUGGGAGGACGGCUUCGCCAUCGUGCUGCUGUCACUGGCAGCCCUGGGCGUCCUCAUGGCUCUGGCCAUGGCUGUGCUGUUCCUAUGGCAACGGAACACGCCGGUGGUGAGGGCGGCAGGGGGUCCACUGAGCCAGAUCAUCCUCCUCUCCCUGAUGGGGAGCUUCGCCAGCGUGGCGUUCUUCGUGGGCCAGCCCAGCAGCAUCAAGUGCAAGGUGCGUCAGGUGUUGUUUGGUCUGAGCUUCACGCUGUGUGUGUCCUGCAUCCUGGUCAAGUCUCUGAAGAUCCUGCUGGCCUUCCACUUCAACCCGUCCCUGCAGGAGGCCCUGCGGCGCCUCUACAAGCCCUACGCCAUCGUGCUGGCCUGUGUGGGGGUGCAGGCUCUGGUGUGUGUCCUCUGGCUGGUGCUGCGUAGCCCCUGGUCCAGCCGCACCGUGGGGCCUACUUCUGUGCUGGCCGAGUGCCAGGAGGGCUCGUACGUGGCGUUCGGGACCAUGCUGGGCUACAUCGCCUUUCUGGCGGUCGUGUGCUUCGCCUUCGCCUUCAAAGGCCGGAAGCUUCCGGAGAGCUACAACGAGGCAAAGUUCAUCACCUUCGGCAUGCUCAUCUACCUCAUCUCCUGGGUGAUCUUCGUCCCCGUGUAUGUGACCACGUCGGGGAAGUACGUCCCCGCCGUGGAGAUGGUGGUCAUCCUCAUCUCCAACUAUGGCAUCCUCUGCUGCCAUUUCCUGCCCAAGUGCUACAUCAUCCUCUUCAAGAAGCAGCACAACACCAAAGACGCCUUCCUGCAGUGCGUCUACGAGUACUCGCAGAAGUCUACCGGCUCGUUCGGCAGCCUGGGCGCAGAGGACAUAACGAAGAAGCCGUGUGAAGCCAGAAGCAGCGUGUCCAUUGACCUGUCUUCAAGCACGGGAAGUGGAGAAAGCUCUACAGAUACUGUGAACUCAGUAAUCACAGUCUCACAGUCCACUGGGGGUCAGGUAACUAGGCCACGGCUGAAGAGGACACUCAGCAUAUGACGGAAUAAUAACAACUCUUGUUUUUUUUAAUCAUAUCUCUAGGCUUUUUUGGUGAUGAUCUACAUGAUCUACGGUAAUAUUGUCAUGUCAUCGUAGAUCUAAUGGGGCGCUACCUUCACAGCUGCUCUGGGAUUUUUAAUGAGGUCAGCAUGUCUUACACAGUUAGCUAUUGUUUCUGUAAAGGAUGUGGUGAUCUGAUGGUGUCAUGUUUCAUAUUGAAAGCAAAUUUCCCUUUUUGGUUCGUUAAGAGGAUCUUGAUCUCUGUUUAUAAAUAAAAUUCCUGUGCGUGGCACAUUUUUUACUGCAAAAACGCUGUUAUAAAAUUCUGCCAGCCUUGAAAAACCAGUCCCUCUCCUGACAGUUGGUAGGAGAUAAGAUGUCUGUGAUGCGCGUGAGACUGCUCUCUGUGUGCUUCAGGGAAAACCCUGAAACUAAGUUUUCCAGUCUUCUUCUCCACUCUCUUUCCCACGCGGUGAAACUCAACUGCUCCUCAAAGCCUCGAGCCAAAAACCCAGACAUGAAAAUAAUUGUUUUAAUAACUAAUAAUAACUAUUUUUUUGGAAAACUCUCCUUGAAAUAUUAUAAUCCCACUCUAUGUGAACUGAUAACCUCAUAAUGCCAGUUCUACCUGAAAGAGAAAUAACCUGCUACACACACACACACACACACACACGUAACAAUACAACCAAACAGAUGCAGUAGUGUUACAGGAUGCUGUCAUGAUCUUAGCUCUGGGUAAAAUACCAGACAGAACUCAGUUUCUCUCUCAGGUGACUGCUGAGGUUCACAUUCACAUUCAGGUAUAGAUGCCUGGAGGGUGAUCUCUUCUUCAACUGACGUGACACAUUUACAAGGUAGCAUCAGUCAUUUGCAGUAGAAACACACACACAUGUACACACAUCUGAAGAGAUGUUGAGAAACCAGGGACUGCCCCAUAUUCUAUGGCGUGCUUAGACCCGGCUGACAUGUCUAGGGUUGGGAGAGUAAACCCAUUGUUUCCCUCUGUGUUUUGACUGCUGAUAAGCAUCACAAAUAUUUGCAUUCCUCUAUGUCAGGUCAGGUGACAAUGUCUUAAAAAGAGAAUUUGCGGGCCGAACACUUUACAAUAAGGGUACAAAAUAUAAUUAAUCAUUACCUAUUGAUGAGUUCAAGAAAUGUCUGUGCAAUAAAUGUUUAUAAAGACAUACGAUGUUGGUGUGUUAGGAAAAAUUAUAUAAACUGAUAUUGAAAUAUGUGUGGUUGCCAUCCAUUUUGUUAAUGGCCUGUCUGUGCCUAAUUUGUAGUCAGUCUAAUUUUGAGAGAGGUGAACAUGAAUACUUGUGUAAAUCAAUGGAACAGGCCACGUUACUUUGUAAUAAAGUAUGACAAAUAAAGUAGUGUUUUUCUAUUUCAUUGCUUUUGUUGAAUAUAUUUAGUUUUU
This is a messenger RNA of Clupea harengus (Atlantic herring), 4126 nucleotides long. RefSeq names its product G protein-coupled receptor, class C, group 6, member A (gene gprc6a). Gene Ontology annotation, molecular function: G protein-coupled receptor activity. The record is from RefSeq and is a predicted model, not a curated record. Gene Ontology annotation, biological process: G protein-coupled receptor signaling pathway. Gene Ontology annotation, cellular component: plasma membrane. Lineage: Eukaryota; Metazoa; Chordata; Actinopteri; Clupeiformes; Clupeidae.